Sarcophilus harrisii (Tasmanian devil) is the source of this 3167-nucleotide messenger RNA. RefSeq names its product prenylcysteine oxidase 1 like (gene PCYOX1L). Gene Ontology annotation, biological process: prenylated protein catabolic process; prenylcysteine catabolic process. NCBI's taxonomy places the organism in Eukaryota, Metazoa, Chordata, Mammalia, Dasyuromorphia, Dasyuridae. The record is from RefSeq and is a predicted model, not a curated record. Gene Ontology annotation, molecular function: prenylcysteine oxidase activity. The transcript is spliced from 6 exons. Bases 1295 to 2770 code for a protein of 491 amino acids.
UUUGCUCCCUAGUAAAUUAGGAUAAAUUCUUUAUCCUGAGACACACUCCCUACUGAGUUUGUUUUUCCUCCUGGGAAUUCAGUUUGACAGCAUUCAGAUGUAGUCGCUCACUCUGGAAUUCCUUACACUUCUUUAAACUUUUUGCUCAGUUUUUUCUUUCUCUCUGAAGAGUAAUUGGCUUUAUCUUCCUCCUUGUCUAAUUAUUCUCUUUAUUCUUCAACAAACAACCUUGUUUGAUGACUAUCUUGCAGUUCCUAGUUAUUCCCAUACCUGAGAACUGCCACUACUCAGAACUACCCAUUCCCUUUAAGAGAUUGGGCUUGGUGUCCCCUCAACAUCAACCUUUCGUCACCAGACCGUCUCCAGUUACCUAACUCCAUGCUCUUUUUAUCUAGCUUUCCCGUUUUUGAUCCUCGGUGUGUCAUUUCCACUUUUGCUCGUUCUUUUUCAACUGGAAACCCUCUGAAUCACAGAAAAAGGGAUUGUAGAGAGUCAACCUGCAGGGCCAGGUUCUGGAGUCAGGAGAUGGGUUUGAUGCUAGACUUUGUUCCUUAGUGUCUCGGCUACCUCAGCCCACGCGCGUAGUCAACCUCUCUGCGCCUCGGUUUCAAUUGUGCCAUUUAUUGAACAUCAACUCUUUGCAAGGCGCCUUGCUGGGCACCAAAGACAGGAAAAAAGUCUGUUCCCUGGAAUCAUACAUUUUGCUGGCAGAAUGAGAGAGAAUCUCUAAGCCCUAACCUUGUGAUUUUAAAGGCUUCCGAUGCCCUGCUCUGUGGAUAGGAAUCUAGACUUUAUUUCAAGAAUAACACAAUAUUGACACAAUCGUCAGCUCCCUAGCCCACCCAGACAAAGACUUCACAAGGCACCCCGCCCCUUACUGCUCCCGUUACUGAUAGGGCCAAUCAGAGCCCCCAAAGUCGAGGAAUAGAAGGCGGGUUGACCUAUAAGAAGGUUGGAUGGGGGGGCGGGGGGCGCAGGGAUUUUGAGGGUUAUAAGACCAAUGAAAGGUUGGGUCUCUGAGAAUGGGCAAGAAAGGUAGCCAAUAAAAAAUCCGAAAUUAGAAUGGGAGGGUAAAUUCGCCAAUGGAAGUUGUGAGGCGGGGCCAGGUCUAGCGAGCAGCCUAUGGAUUUGACCGUGAGUCUUUCCCUACCCUCGCUACCACCCCGCCCCCUCCUUCCUCCUUUCAGGUAGGCUGCGGAGAGCCGGGCUGGCAACCUGUGUGCCGGGGCCGGGGAGCGCGCUGUGCCUCCCGCCCGCCGCCCGGCCUAGGACGGCCCCCGCCUCGAGCAGCCUCAUGGCGGGCGCCGCCGUGCUUCUCCUCACCCUGGUGGCCGCGGCGGCCGCGUCUAGAGAUACCCCGCCCAGGAAAAUCGCGGUUGUAGGAGCUGGAAUUGGGGGCUCAGCAGCAGCCCAUUUCCUUCAGCAGCUUUUUGGGCCACGAGUACAGAUUGAUGUGUAUGAGAAGGGGACUGUUGGAGGCCGAUUGGCUACCAUCACUGUCAACAAACAGCAAUAUGAAAGUGGUGGUGCCUCAUUCAAUUCCUUCAGCUUGCAUAUGCAGGAUUUUGUCAAACUCCUAGGUUUGAAACAAAGGCGGGAGGUGGCAGGGAAGAGUGCCAUCUUUGGUGGUGAACAACUUAUUCUGGAAGAGACGGAUUGGUACCUGCUAAACCUUUUCCGAGUCUGGUGGCAUUAUGGCAUUAGCUUCCUGAGGCUGCAGAUGUGGGUAGAGGAAGUCAUGGAAAAGUUUAUGAGAAUAUAUAAGUAUCAGGCCCAUGGCUAUGCCUUUUCAGGAGUGGAGGAGCUGCUGUACUCAGUGGGUGAAUAUACCUUUAUCAACAUGACCCAGCGUUCUGUGGCAGAAUGUCUGCUAGAAGUGGGAGUUACCCAGCGCUUCAUUGAUGAGGUGAUCACAGCUCUGCUGCGUGCCAGUUAUGGGCAGUCUGCAACAAUGGCAGCCUUUGCAGGAGCCAUGUCACUUGCUGGAAUACAGGGAAACCUGUGGGCUGUGGAAGGGGGCAAUAAGCUAGUAUGUUCAGGCUUGCUGAAGUUGACUAAAGCCAAUGUGAUACAUGCAAGAGUGACCUCUGUAGCCUUGCACAACACAGAAGGAAGAGCCCUUUAUCAGGUGUGGUAUGAGAAGGAAGAUAAAAUGCAUUCAGACUUCUAUGAUAUUGUAGUCAUUGCUACUCCCCUCUAUGUGGGCAGUAAUAGCAACAUCACCUUUGAUGGAUUUCAGCCUCCUUUUGAAGAGUUUGUUGGUUCCUUUCAAUCCACUGUCACCUCACUGGUCCAUGGCUACCUUAACUCUUCCUACUUUGGCUUUCCUGACCCUAAGCUUUUCCCUUUUGCCAGCAUUCUUUCUACAGAUGCCCCCAACCUCUUCUUCUGUGCCCUGGACAACAUGUGCCCUGUCAACAUUUCAUCUACCUUCCGAAGGAAACAGCCACAGGAAGCAGCUAUUUGGCGAGUCCUGUCUCCCCAACCCCUAGAACGUCCCCAGCUAAAGAGCCUUUUCCGUUCCUAUUACUCAGUUCAGACAGCCCAAUGGCAGGCCUAUCCACAGUAUGGUUCCCGUAUGGCUACACCACUGUUUGCCCUCCAUGACCAGCUCUUCUACCUCAAUGCCCUAGAAUGGGUAGCCAGUUCUGUGGAAAUAAGUGCUGUGGCAGCUAAAAAUGUGGCCCUUUUGGCCUACAACCGCUGGUACCAAGACCUGGAUAAGAUUGAUCAGAAAGACUUGAUACACAAAAUUAAGACUGAACUGUGAGACUUGUUAGAAGAAAGGGAGAUGGAUAGGAGUCUAUGGAACUUCAUUCGUUCAUCUAACAAACUUUGAUAAAGCACUUGCUUCAUGUGGAAUACUAUAUUCUAGAGGCUUAAUGUGAUACAGAUGUGGAUAAAACAGGGCUUUGGCCCUUCUGGAGCUUAAAGUAUCCUGUAAUGAUGGUUGUUGAUUCUAAAUCAGUGAUAGCUUCUAAAGCAUUGGGAAACCCACGUCCCAUGCACUUGAUGUCUUGUGUGACCCUUUCUCUCUCUUCUAUGUCAGACCUUUCUGCUUGCCUUUCAUGGAUUUUGGGGGGUAGUUGCCUUCGGGGGAAGGAGAGGCAAAAUCACACCUCUUUUAUUUAUUUAAUUUUAAAUAAAAAUCAGUCUUCUAAAUCUGG